Messenger RNA from Colletotrichum lupini, 366 nucleotides. RefSeq lists its product as uncharacterized. The coding region runs from base 1 to 366 and encodes 121 amino acids. NCBI's taxonomy places the organism in Eukaryota, Fungi, Ascomycota, Sordariomycetes, Glomerellales, Glomerellaceae. The record is from RefSeq and is a predicted model, not a curated record. The transcript is spliced from 4 exons.
AUGUUAGGUACCAAGUACAUUUACUGGAUCCCGGGAGGGGUGUUUCUCAGGGGGCUUGUCACGUCACUUUCCGUCUUUCACCCAACCCCUGGCGGGAUGCAUACCGGGGGAGAAUCACACAGAAUCAUACAAGGGCUUUUACAAGAGCUACAAGGAGUUCCAGCUACUAAGACCUCGGUAGUAUGUGGAGAAGCUGGCUUAGUGCCCAAUUGGCAAACCUGGAUCGGGCUGGCGGACGCUGGAGUCUGGACGCUGUCGCUCCUUCGCCAAGAGCAUUCGCAAUAUGUUCUGCCUGACAAGACGAACCUUGUCAACCCGCCGGCGGUAUUCUCGUUGAAGCUUUACGAAGAAUUGUUCUUCCGUUAA